GCAGGGAUGACAGACCGGUUUGCUAUACAUGAACAUAGGCGAAUAUUUGAUACCUCAUACGAGAUGACUUCUUUUUAAAUAAAAAUGUCUGAUCAUCAUUUUAUGUCAAUAGCACUAAAGCUUGCAGAAAGAGGCUUAGGAAAUGUUGCACCUAAUCCUUCUGUUGGUUGUGUUAUAGUUAAAGAUAACGUAGUAAUUAGUGAAGGUUGGACUGGCACUGCACAUGCAGAGGUAGUUGCUUUAAAAAAUGCGAAAGGUUCAGCUCAGGGUGCCACUAUGUAUGUUACUCUUGAACCAUGUUGCCAUUAUGGAGUUACAGGACCUUGCACUUUAGAAAUUAUUAAAUCAGGGAUAAAAAGAGUCGUAGUUGCAAUUAUUGACCCUGAUGAGAGAGUUUCAGGCAAAGGUAUGCAAGAACUAAAAGAAGCUGGAAUUGAAAUUACCUAUGGAGUUAUGCAGGAAGAAGCAGAAAAAUUAAAUGUUGGUUUUUUCUUCACCAAAAAAUUACAUAGACCUUUCAUCACUUGCAAAAUUGCGUCUACUCUUGAUGGAAAAAUUGCAACAUUUACAAAUGAAAGUAAGUGGAUAACAAGUGAAGACACAAGAAAUUGGGUACAUGAAUUAAGAGCAAAAUAUGAUGCAAUUAUGAUCGGAAGCAAUACUCUUAUCCAUGAUAAUCCAUUAUUAACUUGCCGCCUACCAGGGUUUGAAGACAGAUCACCAAUGAGAUUAAUUAUAGAUAGUCAAACAAAGUUGAAAAAAGAACAUAAUAUUGCAAAAACUGCCGACAAAAUCAAGACUUGGGUUAUUACAAAUAAUGAAGUAAGGGAAAAGAUAAAAAAUGUUAAUUAUUUGAUAACUAAUGCAAAUAAGAACGGUAAAAUUUGCUUAAAAGAUAUGGUAUCAAAGCUUGUUUCAGAUAUUGGAAUCACUAGAGUGCUGGUUGAAGGAGGGGGAAUGUUGAUUACAGAAUUAUUGAAACAUCAGCUUAUUGAUAGAUUGAUAAUAUGUCGCAGUGGUAAGAUCUUAGGUAACGAUGCCGUUCCUUGCAUAAGUAAUUUAGGUAUUCAGUCUAUUAGUCAGUGUUACAAGCUUAAAAAAGUGAAAAUCAUAGACUUCGUGGAUGAUAUAGUGGAGAUAUGGGAUUUUUAUACAACCACUUCUUAUCUUUAA
Messenger RNA from Cinara cedri, 1173 nucleotides. The record is from the annotation of a GenBank genome assembly. Lineage: Eukaryota; Metazoa; Arthropoda; Insecta; Hemiptera; Aphididae.